AUCACAAUACAUGUUCAUUUAUUAAACAUAUAAAUAAAUGUUCAUUUCCAACAUAUUUGGGGUUCAUUUUAAGCAAGCAAUACAGUAAUUUUUAAACAAUAGUUGAGAUAAAUAAUACCUAGCAGGUUGAACAAACAUUUAACCCAAUCGCUGGGUUUGUCCAUUUUAAACCUAACUUGGGUUGUUUUAACAAUAGUACUGUUCUUAUUGAGAAUAAUUAUGUUUUCAGCUCAAAAUAUAUAAUGGUGUUAAAGUAAAAAAAAAAAAAAAUGUUUCGCAGUUCCUGCGGCAAGACCUUCUUUUCUUUACAUUUUUAUUUAAAAUAAAAUUACCUCUAUUUUUAUUCGUAUGUACCUAUUAAGCACAGCUGGCUCUGAGGUGUAGGCCUAAAUGAUGUUGCUGUGAAACAUAGUUGUCACGGUAUAAAAUAAUCUAAAAAGACGCUUCGUCAUAUGUUAAACUCCAUACUUUUGCACACAAUUAAUUCCCAUUAUUAACACAUGCUGCUGCCGACUUUCGUUUUCACAAACAGCCUCUAAACUGAGCUCGUGCCGUUCUCGCCGUCGCGCGGUUAGGAGCGGUUAACGGUGCGCCUGCAGUAGUUAACACAUUAGAGACUGUGGUGCAUAUGAAAGAGAGCUGUGAGAGGAUUCUCAGUGCUGCUACAGCGUGUUAAAGUGCAAUUCCCUCAGGAUGAACCCAAGACUGACCAAUGACAGCACAGAUCCAGGAAAGGCAUCCCCUCUCUAGUAGCUUUCCUACACUCAACCAUAUGUCUUCAGACCUGACUCAUGCUUCACACACACAAGACCUUAGAGUUCAUCGCUCCUGAACCGCCAAGUAAAGGUUCCCAAACAGAAGAGAAGGAUCUCAGGACUUGCACAAGUCGCUAUAUGUCUACAGGACCGAAUACAAACAGCAAGUGAAAUUGUCCUCGGAUCCCCCCUCAUCGGCUGUGGUGAUGUCGGUGUCUCUCUCCAGUCACCCCGCAGUGAGAGACAGGAGUCUCGCUGUCUACCCGUCUCUGCCCGGCGCGCACUACGCGAACGUCCUCAAGAGCGCGCACAGCAUCUUCCAUCCGCUCAAAUCUCUGGGCCGCAUGGUGACCGACGCACAAACAAUCAUGCCGUUUAACUUCACCGGGACUCCGUCUUUUUUCACCCACAACAGCCACCAGACCGCGGUGUUCCAUGAACAGAUCCUCAACCUGUCCAACAUGCCAUAUUUUCAGCACGUGCAGCCUUCACAAAGCAUGUACACCAGACAUGAGGAGCAGAGCACCGGCUCUCCCUCCGAGUUCAGCAGCCCUUCCAGCAGAAAGUCUUCUUCGGCUUCAUCCUCUCCGGUUAAGGACAGUUUCGGCUGCCUGCAGGCCGCAGUUCCGACACCCGAGCGCGCGUGCACCUACAGUUUCACAGAGGAAGACCUCUUCACGGUCCUGUACGGAUAUUCCAAAAAACAAGGCCAAAAUGUUGGACAUGCCAUCUCUGGACUAUCAUUCCCUCCCAGUGCAGCUGAUCGUCAUCUUCUCCCUGUUGAUACCGAAGGAUUUGAACUCCCAGAAGGCUUAUCGAUUCUCCAAACUAAUUGUGGAAGCCUUUCCCAUUAUGGAGUUUUUGCUGAUAAAAGCACAAUUCCAAAGGGCACCAGGUUCGGACCUUUUCAGGGCAAACUGGUGAACACAAGUGAGAUCAAAACCUAUGAUGACAACACGCUCAUGUGGGAGAUCUUUGAGAACGGGCGCUUGAGUCACUUUGUGGAUGGAAGAGGCGCUCCGGGGAAUUGGAUGUCCUUGGUGAAGUGCGCGCGCUUUCCAGAGGAGCAGAACCUGACUGCGGUGCAGUGUGAAGGCCAGAUAUACUAUGAGGCCUGCAAAGAGAUCCGAGCCGGCCAAGAACUGUUGGUCUGGUACGGAGACUGCUAUGUGCAGUUUCUGGGCAUUCCUCUUACUCUUAAAGAGUUUAUUGAUGACAGUGAACCGCUUCCAGCUGAAGAUUCUGGAGAGGGUUUCAAGUGUGAUCGCUGUGGUAAAGUCUUCGCUUAUAAGUACUACAGAGACAAACACCUGAAAUACACGCGCUGUGUGGAUCAGGGCGACCGGAAGUUCCCCUGCCACCUCUGCAACAGGUCUUUCGAGAAGAGAGACAGACUCCGAAUCCACAUUCUCCAUGUGCAUGAGAAACACAGACCUCAUAAGUGCUCCGUGUGCGGCAAAAGUUUCUCGCAGUCCUCGAGUCUGAACAAACACAUGCGCGUGCACUCAGGAGAGCGGCCUUACAAAUGUGUUUACUGUAACAAGGCGUUUACGGCCUCCAGCAUCCUCCGCACUCAUAUCCGCCAGCACUCCGGCGAGCGGCCGUUCAAGUGUAAACACUGCGGGAAAGCGUUCGCCUCUCACGCGGCACACGACAGCCACGUCCGACGGACACACUCCAAAGACAAGCCCUUCUCCUGUGAUGUGUGUGCGACCACUUUCCAGGACGCACAAGAGUUGAAAUAUCACAUGAAGACGCAUAAAAAGCGACCAAUUUUGGACAGCACUGUUGUUCUUCCUGGAGACGAAAACACGCUCUUCCCUACCAAAGAUUCUCUACACGCACAGAAACAGCUGGGAGACAGUUUCUCUUUUCCCGGGAUGACCAGCAUCACCUCCGAGUACAGACCCUGGAACUAACGCUUCGACACUGCAUCUCAUUAUGUUAUUCCGCCUUUUCCCAGAAAGAAGGCUUGCGUCAAUGUUGUUUUGUGUAUUUUAUUUAAUGUAGUUACCUGUGCCCUAAGAAAAUAUUUUUGCUUUAACUUUAUUAUUUUAUAUUUUAAAUGUUGUUUCUAUUUAUUAAAAUGUUGGCAUUAGAAAUACGUUUUGUACUUUUUAAAGUUAGCUCAAAGCAAAUGUUGUCGUGUAAUCGUGAGCUGCACAACCAAAGCCAGUUAAUAAUACCAAAGACUGAAUUUAUUAUUAUUAUUAGCCUAUUAUUACUGUUACAUAUCGUCAAUUUCUUUAUCAUGAGAUGUAACUGCUGUUCAAAUUUGUCUGUGUUUCUGAUCGUCUGCAAACUGAAAA
Messenger RNA from Megalobrama amblycephala (Wuchang bream), 3064 nucleotides. It is a transcript of the gene prdm14, whose product is annotated as PR domain containing 14. The transcript has 9 exons. The record is from RefSeq and is a predicted model, not a curated record. Gene Ontology annotation, cellular component: nucleus. Gene Ontology annotation, biological process: regulation of transcription by RNA polymerase II. Bases 962 to 2674 code for a protein of 570 amino acids. Lineage: Eukaryota; Metazoa; Chordata; Actinopteri; Cypriniformes; Xenocyprididae. Gene Ontology annotation, molecular function: protein binding; RNA polymerase II transcription regulatory region sequence-specific DNA binding.